AUGGACGGUCUCCACAAUUGGCAGCACCAGCCUUCUAAACAAUCGUCGUCGGGGCCCCCACCUUCUUCUAGAGCACCGCAGCAGCCCCAAUUCCCGCCAGCGUCUUCGUCGCAGCCUGCUACUCCUCGGAUGCUCAGAAACGCAUCGAGCUCGAUACGAGGAUCCAAGGAAAUGGACAUUUCGGGCCAGGAGGCAGAGAGAGAAGGCCAGCAGCACUCGAGUCAGAGUCUGGGUCAGGGCCAGGGCCAGAGCCAGAGUCACAGUCACAGUCACAGUCACGGCCACAGCCACCCUCCAAAGGAUCUCUUGCCGCCGCCAACAUUCUCGCCGCCUCCUUUGACGAAUAAACAGACUCCAGGAUCUGGCCACGAGCACAGACACAGCCAGCGUCAUCAUCAUCAUCAUCAGCAGCAGCAACAGCAGCAGCAGCAGCAGCAGCAGAAUCAGCAGAGUCAGCAGAGUCAGCAAGAGCAACAUCAGCAUAAGCAGAGCCAUUCCCAAAACCACGGGAACCACCAUGGGCUGCGUAACAACACCUCCAACAACAACCAGCAGCAGCAAUUCCACCGUAAAUCCAUUGGCGACUGGGACUUCAUCCGCACCAUUGGAGCUGGGUCGAUGGGUAAAGUCAAGCUAGCAAGACACAAUGCCACGGGAGAGAAGUGUGCGGUGAAAAUAGUGCCCAGAGCAGCAAAAUUGUACCAGCGGGCACAUGCCAACGAUCCGGCGCCAGCGCUGGCGGAAGAGGCUGCUCAGAGGCAGAAAGAAUUUGAGAAAGAGGUUGCUAGAGACAAGAGAACUAUUCGAGAAGGUGCUUUGGGAAGAUUGCUCUUCCACCCGCACAUUUGCAGGCUUUACGAGAUGGUGCCCAUGACAAACCACUACUAUAUGCUUUUCGAGUACGUGGAGGGCGGCCAGCUUCUAGACUACAUUGUUUCGCAUGGGUCCUUGAGUGAAAAGUACGCCCGCAAGUUUGCCAGAGGCGUGGCGCUGGCGUUAGACUACUGUCACAAGAACAACGUUGUGCACAGGGACUUGAAGAUCGAAAACAUCAUGAUCAACCAGAAAGGUGACAUCAAAAUCAUCGACUUCGGCUUGCUGAACUUGUACACCCCCAAGAGUCUUCUCAAGACGUACUGCGGGUCUUUAUACUUUGCUGCGCCAGAGUUACUUAGCGCAAAGCCAUACACGGGGCCCGAGGUCGAUGUAUGGAGUUUUGGUGUUGUUUUGUAUGUCUUGGUAUGCGGCAAGGUGCCAUUUGACGAUCCGGUGGUUUCUGUGUUGCACGAGAAGAUAAAACGUGGUAAUGUCGAGUACCCGUCUUUCAUCUCCAAAGAGUGCGUUUCGCUCCUUUCUCGAAUGCUUGUCGUGGAUCCUUUAAAGAGAGCUACAUUGCACGAGGUUAUCCAGCAUCCUUGGAUGAACAAGGGUUACGACUUUGCCGUCCCCAGCUACAUCUCCAAAAGAGCACCUUUGACAUUGCCGGUUGAUCCAGAGAUCAUCAAGACUAUCGCAACUCUUGAUUUGGGCUCGGCUCAGGCCAUUACUGAAGAGCUCAAUAACGUCAUUUCAAGCCCGGAAUAUCAGAUGAGUACGGAGCUUUGGUAUAAACACGCUAAGCAGGGACGGUCCUAUGUGCCUGGGCCGAACACUCAUAUGUUGCCAGAUCCCACGGGGGGAUUCAACCCAUUGGUUUCAAUCUACUACUUAGUUGAUGAAAUGAGGAAACGUAAAAAAGCAAAAGAGGAAGCUCUUCGGAACCAGUUGCAGAGCCAGCUUCAGGAAAGCGACUCAAAAUCUCAGGAGCAACAAGUGCAUCAACAAAUCAACCUACAACGUCAGCAACACAACACUCCGCAGAUGCUCUCGCCGCCUCUGGGUUCCCCAGCGCCACCUUCUCUGGCGCCUCCCAGACGAUCUGCGUCUGAACAUCAUCGGUCUCUGCUGCCGCAACCUCCACCCAAGCCGCCUCAGCAGAUUCCCACCUUGCAAUUCCCUGAACAGGCACACACGCCAAUGGUGCCCAGUGCAUUCAACAGAGACUCUCAACUGCCAGGACCCACCAAUGAAGACUCCGUACAGCAGCACAUGUUACUGCAACACAGCCCUCGAGAGUCUCUCAGCGAAGCUGACAACCAGAAGCUGGGGUUCAAUUCUCUCUUGCGGAAGUUGUCAGGCAAGAAGCAACAACAUCCACAAGGCCACACGUCUCCCACGAGAUCGGGCGCUUCUUCGCCUCAAAAGGACGAAACGACAAUGGCCCCUGUUUCGUUUGCGCCAGACACUCGCACGUCACAGGAUUCGAGUCGAAUGUCGCCGUCUUCAGCACAGAAACUGGGCAAAGCGGAUCCCUUGGUUCGUCGUGGUGUCAGUAUGAAAGUCACGGCGAAGGAGAAGUCGAGCGGCUCUCGGGUCAAUGUUCGAGAGAAAGAGCCACCUCGGCAAACGUUGGACCCCAACGCUGCAAACUACAGGGGACACGCAAGAACGGCAUCUACAAAUCGUGGAUUUGUGCCUGCUGAGUACUUGCCGCCAUUGCCGAAUCUCAACGCAGAAGAUGUUGUCAAGAUCGACAAGUCGAAGCCGGCAGAGAAGAAGUUUCACCCUACAGCAAGAGCCAAAUCUGUCGGGGGGCAUAUUCGCAAGGAUUCAGUAUUCAAAGGUAGCGACCAGCAUCCAGCGUUGCCCAAUAACAUGGCUGCACAAAAUAGCGACGAGGGCAUUGACCGCAACGAUGCCAUGUUUGAUGAUGUGAACCUUGAAGAUAAAGAGUUUGCCCAGCUUCCGCCAAUGACAGAGCAGCAGAUCGUGGACCAGUUCGCUCACGCCAGGCGCAACAGCAUGCCUUCCAUCGAAUAUCCAAAGACACUUUUCUUGAAGGGAUUUUUCAGUGUGCAAACAACGUCUACAAAGCCGCUUCCUGUUAUCCGCUACAACAUCAUCAAUGUGUUGACGAAGCUUGGAGUAAAAUUUCAGGAAGUAAAAGGCGGAUUUCUCUGUGUCCAUUCAGCGGUGCUUGCUCCUAAACCUACAGAGUCAGAAGAUGAGGCCAGCGCCAUCAUUGACGAGUACAGGCUGGACUACGACGAAGAGAAGAGACUCUAUGGCGAUGCCUUCUCCCAAUCUUCAGACUCGGUGCAAAAACAGGUUCCUGCAAGAACAAGAACACCGGAGCCAGAAACGCCAACGAUACAAACCCCUCAGCACAAUCGAACUCCUCUGAAUGCUUCGAGGCAGCCGUCCAGACAACCGUCGUUGCACUUGAACACCAAGAUGUUAUCUCCACAGGCGGGAAGCAACUACAAGGGCCACCAGAAGCUGAACUCCAUUGGUGGACAGGGCCACAGAAGAAAGUUCUCCAUUGGACAGUCUAUACUUAAUUCCUACAGAAAGAAGAAUGGCUCGCAAACGUUGAUGCCUCCCAACACGCCAGCUGCCGCCAGACUCAACAAGCUGCUCUUGGGCGCUGCCGACAUUGACUAUGACGAUCUCGACGAACAGACAAGAGCACAAUUGCAGCAGCUCACCGACGACGACUCUGUGGAUUCGUUGAAUGGCUUGAACCCUGGAGGAGGCAGCGACAUGCUUGUUUCGUCGAGAAUCGAGCAACGAGCCAAGCACCAGCGAUCACCUAGUGCAUCCAUGGGAGUCACCGAGGAAGAAGACGAGGACGAGCAUGGGGCGGUGGUGGAAAGACACCAAAGAAAGACGCCGUUGAAGUUUGAGAUCAAUAUCGUCAAGGUGCCUCUAGUGGGGCUCUAUGGUGUGCAGUUCAAGAAGACGCUAGGUAACACAUGGAGCUAUAAGAAUUUGGCCGGGCAGAUUCUCGAGGAAUUGAACUUGUAA
This is a messenger RNA of Candidozyma auris, 3846 nucleotides long. RefSeq names its product serine/threonine protein kinase (gene KIN2). The record is from RefSeq and is a predicted model, not a curated record. NCBI's taxonomy places the organism in Eukaryota, Fungi, Ascomycota, Pichiomycetes, Serinales, Metschnikowiaceae. Gene Ontology annotation, molecular function: tau-protein kinase activity; ATP binding; protein serine/threonine kinase activity. The transcript has a single exon. Gene Ontology annotation, cellular component: cytoplasm. Gene Ontology annotation, biological process: protein phosphorylation; microtubule cytoskeleton organization; intracellular signal transduction. The coding region runs from base 1 to 3846 and encodes 1281 amino acids.